AGGGUUUUCACGAGGAUUUCAGACAGAUUAUUCAGGACAAAUGAUCGGAGAAGAGGGUUAGUGAUGGCGAUGCUUUUCACAGUGUCAUCACAUAGACACAGUUGAUCAAAAUCUAGCUAAGGUCUGCUGUGCUGCUCUUGGCCCCUCUCCUGGCAGAGGCUGACCCAGCACCCCUGGCCUCCUCCAGGCCUCCAGGCUUUACUGGAGCUGAGGGCCUCCACUCUAGGUUCCACUGGAUGGCUGAUUAUGUACCCGCUUUCAGGGUCCCGGGGGGCCGCAUCCACAUCCUUAACUCACCUGAUGAGUUUUAUCAGACUAUGAAGGCUCGAAUCAAGACGGCCAAAAGCCGUGUGGUGAUGGCAUCGCUGUACCUUGGCACAGGACCUCUAGAGCAAGAUCUUGUUGAUUGCAUGGAAGUGGCCUUGGAGCGCUCACAGGAAGAUGAUGCACCUGAUCUCAAAGUGUCUUUUCUGAUGGAUUAUACCAGAGGUUCAAGAGGCAAGCACAAUUCACGUACAAUGUUAUUGCCACUGCUCCAGCGUUUCCCAGAGCAGAUGAGAGUUUCCCUGUACCACACGCCAGACCUGCGCGGCCUGUUGCGCCUUCUGGUGCCUGAACGCUUCAACGAAACCAUAGGUGUACAGCACAUCAAGGUGUACCUUUUUGACGACAGUCUAAUCAUAAGUGGGGCAAAUCUGAGCGACUCCUAUUUCACCAAUCGUCAGGAUCGUUAUGUACUUCUGGAGGACUGCCGGGAGGUUGCUGAUUUUUUUGCCGAACUGGUGGGAGCCGUGGGUGAUGUGUCAUUGCAGCUCCACUCUGACAACAGUGUGCAUAUGAUGGAGGGGAUGGUGCAUCCCUACAAAGGUAAUAGAGCAGAUUUCUCAGCAUCAGCACAGAGACGGAUCAUGGACGUGGUGAACACUGCACAUGUCCGGCAGAGCAUGCUAGAAGCAGAAUGCUCGGAGGUCCUAGACUCCGAUGGUAUGGUGCCAAAUGACACUUGGAUCUUUCCUCUUGUGCAAAUGAAGCCCCUGGGCAUUUCUUUGGAUGAGCAAGUAACAAAGCGACUACUGACAGAGGCAGGUGGAGACUCAACUGUCUACCUGACAUCUGGUUACUUCAACUUAACACACACCUACAUGCAGCUGGUGCUGGGUGCUGCAGCAGACUACCGUAUUCUCAUGGCCUCACCAGAGGUUAAUGGGUUUUUUGGGGCCAAAGGAGUAGCAGGAGCCAUCCCUGAGGCCUACGUUCAUCUUGCCCGCCAGUUCUACAACCAGGUGUGCCAACUGGGUCGGCAGAGUCGUGUCCACUUGCAUGAAUACCACCGUCCUGAUUGGACCUUCCAUGCUAAAGGAUUGUGGUACUAUGUGGGAAGAAGAGAUCGCCCCUGCCUCACGCUUGUUGGCUCUCCAAAUUUUGGGUAUCGCUCUGUGCACAGAGAUCUGGAGGCUCAGAUUGCCAUAAUAACAGAGAAUGAGGAACUCCAGAACCUAUUGCAACAGGAGCAGGAGAUGUUGUAUCAGGGCUCUACAGAAGUAUUGGGUUCAACAUUUAAUCAGCCUGACCACUAUGUAAAAUUAUGGGUUAAACUGAUAACACCACUCAUCAAGAACUUCUUCUGAAAAACAGCAGGCCAGGGUUGACAGAUCUCUCACAAUCCAUGAAAGGUUGAACACCCAGAUGAAGGUGGGCCUACACAUGUGCUUUGAACAUGGGGCAUUCGUAAAUAUUUGUGGUUCCUCGGUGCUCUACGCAGAUGGCUUUGAUCCCUGUAUGACUGAUAACCCCCCACUGGAUGUCCCAGUGAGUUCCGGGGAUAACAAUGUUGGAGACCUCUCAUUGUGCUCUGUGGUGUUGCUCAAUAUCACACAUUCAGCUUCUAACAACCUCUGCUCAUUGUUACAAGGAGAAAAAGCAUGUACAACCAAUAUCACACAUGAAAGACUGCAGUGUAAACGAUUCAUUUGAUUGAUAUUUAUUUGCAAGCAAUAUGACAGAUAAAAAAAAGUGCAGUGCAUCUUGGAGUGAUUAUAAUGCAUUUGCUUAUUUUAUAUUAUGUUAUACAUCUGCUGUAAAUAUUUGUAUUUUUUUGACAUUGUUGUAGAAUUCCGACUCUGUUCAACCUUUUUCAUUUCCAAUUUCUAUCCAUAGACCUUAUUCACAGCAAAGGCAUCUUUGACUUUUGAUGAGAAUGACAAUGAGGCUGCGAGGGAUAGACGUAGUCUCUUCAGGGGGCUGUAUGUUACAGUGUUUUUGAAUCAUUCCAUGGGCAAAACCUUGAAAAAAUAUCUUUCCGAGAACAUUGUUGACAAAAUAAAUGCUGAUUUCAAAAUUCAAAACCCAUUCACUUGCAUUGUAUUGACCAAAACAGGUGAGAAAUUCCCCUAAAAAUCUUCAUUUGAGUUCAGCAGAUGAAAGAAAGUCAUACGCAUCUGGGACAGCAUGAGGUUGAGUAAUUGAUGAGAGAAUUUUCACUUUAAAUCGAUUCCUCACAGCCUCGUUUUCGUUUGUGUUAAUCAAAGAUGGGUCUACUGUCUAUUGUAAUCUUGUUUUAAUCUUUACUACAUCUCAUGUUCAUAUUACAGGUAAGAACGUUGAUCUCAGGGGUAUUUAAAGUUAUACAGUUUUAGUCAUACAUUUCACCAACCAUUUAUUUACCUCAGCCUUAAUUAAAACAUCAGUAUUUUCCCAGAUUAGAUUAUAAUUCUCUUUUUGUUUCCUAAACAUCCACUGUCUGAAAUGCAGAGCAUCAUGCAGACUUCCUGAAACACUCCCUUCUUUAUACAUUUGUAACUCUUGCAUCCCCUGGUGGAUUGGUUACACAUGGUAUUAGAAAUAAGCAUAUGGAUUUCAUUAUUACUACAAAAGAGAUUUAGGGGACAGCUUCAAAUACUGACCAGGCUUUAAUA
Messenger RNA from Xyrauchen texanus (razorback sucker), 2915 nucleotides. Its product is annotated as CDP-diacylglycerol--glycerol-3-phosphate 3-phosphatidyltransferase, mitochondrial-like. Bases 237 to 1628 code for a protein of 463 amino acids. The record is from RefSeq and is a predicted model, not a curated record. Lineage: Eukaryota; Metazoa; Chordata; Actinopteri; Cypriniformes; Catostomidae. Gene Ontology annotation, cellular component: mitochondrion. Gene Ontology annotation, molecular function: CDP-diacylglycerol-glycerol-3-phosphate 3-phosphatidyltransferase activity. The transcript has 11 exons. Gene Ontology annotation, biological process: cardiolipin biosynthetic process.